AUGAUCGAGAUGUCAUUCUACUACUCGCUACUGAUUGGCUCGCUCUUCGAUGUGAAACGAUCCGACUUUUGGCAAAUGAUUAUCCAUCACAUCGUAACCAUAGGCCUACUGUCCUCGAGUUUCACCAUCAAUUUCGUUAGAGCCGGUACACUCGUGCUGAUCUCCCAUGAUCUUGCUGAUAUUCUACUAGAGUUCGGUAAACUCACACGGUACGAUAGGAAUCUCAAAAGUUUGACGAAUGCCUGCUUUGUUGUGUUUUUGAUUGGAUGGCUUGUCACUCGUCUUGGCUACUAUCCGCUGGUUCUCGUUCGAUCUGCAUUGUUUGAAGCAGCUGCUUUGAUCCAACCUGAUUAUGAGCUACUGAAUUUGACUCAGGUCCCCUACGUACCUCGCAUUAUUAUUCUCAUGCUCUUCUCGUUGCUUAUCCUGCACAUAUUCUGGACUAUUAUCAUUAUGAAGAUUGUGGUGAAAACCAUUACCCAAGGAGAAGCCGGCGAUGUCCGAUCGGAUUCUGAGCUAUCAGACAAAGAAGACAGUGAAAAGCUAAUCAAGCAAAAUGGAAAUAAAAUGACGUACAAACGAAGAGCGUCAAAGAAGAGUUCUGAGGACGACGAGAGUGAGAACGAACAUGAACCAUUGGCAAACGGUAUGAAGUAUAGGCGUCCGCGCAGAGAAUAG
Molecule: messenger RNA, 678 nt
Organism: Cooperia oncophora
Lineage: Eukaryota; Metazoa; Nematoda; Chromadorea; Rhabditida; Trichostrongylidae
Source: the annotation of a GenBank genome assembly